GCACACUAAUUCUCAGCCAGAGAAACGAAAACAAACGGAUAAAGCUAAUUCCAGGAGCCGAUGUUCUUAGUGAGAAGCGAUGGAAACCACCACUCUCCACCAGCUUCUGGCUUCUAAACCCCCGCUCUUAACCAUUAAUCCACAUGAAUUCUCACGUAUAUCUCAGAAUCAGGUCUCCUUUCUCUCCCUACGCCGUAAGCAGGCUCUCAAAAUCAAUCCGAUCAAUGCCGCCGGCCCCGACGGCGGCGACAGUACGCCUCCGCAGGUUCCGCAGGCAGUAACGCCUCCGGAGACGGUGGAAGUUCGGUUCCGGAAGAGGUCGAGAAGACGAUCGAAACAGGAGAGCGAGGAUGGAGCGGCGACGGGGAAUGGGCGGCCGAGGAAGGCGCCGGUGGAGAUCGCUUCCGAGAAGGCGAAGAAGUGGGAGGAUAUGAGCGUGGCGGAGAAGGCGACGGAGUUGUAUAUGGGAGAGAAGGGUUUGUUGUUUUGGCUCAACAAAUUUGCUUAUGCUUCAAUUUUUGUGAUGAUUGGUGGUUGGAUAGUGUUUCGUUUUGUUGGGCCGUCGCUUAACCUCUACCAAUUGGAUACUCCGCCAUUAUCGCCGACUUCCAUUUUCAAGGGUUAGUGAUCACCGGAACCACCCCUCUCUCUCUCUAUACUCCUUCGAUCCACUGCGGCUGCUCAAGUAUCGUUCCAUCAUUAUGAAAUGUUGUUUUGGAGACUUUUUUUUUUUUCAUUUUUUUUUCAUAUAAGUGAUAUGGAGAACUGGGAGAUUAUGAAUUGGGUUUACUUAUUUUCUCUCAAACUAUGUUGAACAAUUGACAGAAGUCGGGUAAUUCAAAAUUUUCUCAAAUCAAAA
This is a messenger RNA of Momordica charantia (bitter melon), 859 nucleotides long. RefSeq lists its product as uncharacterized. The record is from RefSeq and is a predicted model, not a curated record. Gene Ontology annotation, cellular component: chloroplast. Lineage: Eukaryota; Viridiplantae; Streptophyta; Magnoliopsida; Cucurbitales; Cucurbitaceae.